AUGGUUUUGGUGUCUCGUACUGCUUUGCAAGCAGCCAAGGGCGUCACGGCUUUGAGCGGUGUCAGGGCCAUGGCCACUGCCGCUGCGCUGUCCGGUAAGGUCAGAGCGGUGAUUGGUGCUAUUGUUGACGUUCAAUUCGAACAGGAAAAUCUGCCUGCUAUCUUGAAUGCUCUGGAAAUUGAAAGACCAAACGGUAAGUUGGUUCUCGAAGUUGCGCAACAUCUGGGUGAAAACACUGUCAGAACGAUUGCUAUGGACGGUACCGAAGGUUUGGUCCGUGGUGAUGCUGUCGUUGACACUGGGUCUCCAAUUUCUGUUCCUGUCGGAAGAGAAACGCUGGGAAGAAUCAUCAACGUUAUUGGUGAGCCAAUUGACGAAAGGGGCCCAAUCAAGACCAAGCAAAAGAAGCCAAUCCACGCAGACCCACCUACCUUUGUCGAGCAGUCGACUUCGGCCGAGGUCUUGGAAACUGGUAUCAAGGUUGUCGACCUUUUGGCCCCAUAUGCCAGAGGUGGUAAAAUUGGUUUGUUCGGUGGUGCCGGUGUCGGUAAAACCGUUUUCAUCCAAGAACUGAUCAACAACAUUGCUAAGGCUCACGGUGGUUUUUCUGUGUUCACUGGUGUUGGUGAAAGAACCAGAGAAGGUAACGAUUUGUACCGUGAAAUGAAAGAAACUGGUGUUAUCAACCUGGAAGGAGAAUCAAAGGUCGCAUUGGUCUUUGGUCAGAUGAACGAACCACCAGGAGCUAGAGCAAGAGUUGCCUUGACUGGUUUGACCAUUGCUGAAUACUUCAGAGAUGAAGAAGGUCAAGAUGUUUUACUUUUCAUUGACAAUAUUUUCAGAUUUACACAAGCUGGUUCGGAGGUUUCUGCCUUAUUGGGUCGUAUUCCUUCCGCCGUCGGUUAUCAACCAACUUUAGCCACCGAUAUGGGUUUGCUGCAAGAAAGAAUCACAACUACCAAGAAGGGUUCCGUCACUUCAGUUCAAGCCGUUUAUGUGCCUGCUGAUGAUUUAACAGAUCCUGCUCCUGCUACUACUUUUGCCCAUUUGGAUGCCACUACUGUCUUGUCAAGAGGUAUCUCCGAAUUGGGUAUUUACCCAGCUGUCGAUCCAUUAGAUUCUAAAUCAAGAUUAUUAGAUGCUUCAGUUGUUGGCCAAGAACAUUAUUCUGUUGCUACUCAAGUUCAAGAAACUUUGCAAGCUUACAAAUCUUUACAGGAUAUUAUUGCUAUCUUGGGUAUGGAUGAACUUUCUGAACAGGAUAAACUGACUGUCGAAAGAGCAAGAAAGAUUCAAAGAUUCUUAUCUCAACCAUUUGCUGUUGCUGAAGUUUUCACUGGUAUUCCAGGUAAAUUGGUUAGAUUAAAGGAUACUAUCUCUUCUUUCAAAGCUGUCUUAGAUGGUAAAUACGAUCAUCUACCAGAAAAUGCCUUCUAUAUGGUUGGUGGUAUCGAAGAUGUCGUCUCUAAGGCUGAAAAAAUGGCUGCUUCUUCUAACUAA
Molecule: messenger RNA, 1500 nt
Organism: Zygotorulaspora mrakii
Lineage: Eukaryota; Fungi; Ascomycota; Saccharomycetes; Saccharomycetales; Saccharomycetaceae
Gene: ATP2
Product: F1F0 ATP synthase subunit beta
Exons: 1
Coding region: 1-1500 (499 amino acids)
Biological process (GO): proton motive force-driven mitochondrial ATP synthesis; proton transmembrane transport
Molecular function (GO): proton-transporting ATP synthase activity, rotational mechanism; ATP hydrolysis activity; ATP binding
Source: RefSeq, a predicted model, not a curated record